GGAGAGCACACCGUGUUUCAAGCCCUCCCCUCCCAGCGCAGUGGGCUUUAUGACUAGCGGACAUUGCGCAGACGCAGUGGGGAGAACAUUAGAUCCAGUUCAGAGGCAGCAGGGCGUUUGUUUCUCAGCGAUACGUGCUGGUGGAGAGCAGGGGAGGAGUUGAACCUCCACUGAACAUGGAAGGAGAGCUAAACUGGAUGUUGCAUGUCUAAAUAACUGCUUUCUAAAGGAAACAUCUGGCACGGUUGUACCUGCUGGUGGGAGAAGAAGGAAGGACUGCAAUCCGAUAGCAACAAACUGGGACACGAUCUGCCCCUCCGCCCCGCUGCGAGGAGGACGUUUCUCUCCGCAGCCCGUGAAGCGUCUGCAUUUUGAAGCCCCCCCCCCCCCGACACUUGUUAUUGUUAUUGCAAUCGGAGCAUCCGGCUACAGCAGAACCACGAGCAGUCGAUAUUUCAUAACCUCUUAAUGGCCCUUGGUGUUUCAUCUGAUUGAGCCUUGAAGCCAUUACCAAUUUAUAUCAGAUUGACAUCCGCUCUGCUGCAGCACCUUUAAGCCAAGCGGACACAUCCUGACAUCUUAUUGUAGCGCCACACACACACACACACACACACAUCCAACGCAGCGUGACCUCAGGAUGCAGGAGCACCUUUAUGCGACGGGCAUGGCCGCCAAGCUGAGGAGCCAGUGGGACCGCGACGAAGGCCUGGGACAGAAUCACAAGGCGGUGAAGUUCCAGGGUCAGGACUUCGAGAGCCUGAAGGCCGAGAGCGUCCAGGGCCGGCGGCUGUUCGAGGACCACUUGUUCCCUUGCUCCGCGUCGUCUCUGGGAUUCAAAGAGCUCGGCCGGGGGACCGCCAAGACCGCCGGAGUCCGCUGGAUGAGGCCCCCGGAGUUCUGCAAGCGCCCAGAGUUCAUCGUGGACGGAGCGAGUCGCACAGACAUCUGUCAGGGGUCUCUGGGGGACUGCUGGCUGCUGGCAGCCAUCGCCUCGCUGACCUUGAACGACAACCUCCUGCGCCGUGUGGUUCCUCACGGUCAGGGCUACCAGCAGGGCUACGCCGGCAUCUUCCACUUCCAGUUCUGGCAGUUCGGCGAGUGGGUGGAGGUGGUGAUCGACGACCGGCUGCCGGUGAAGGACGGGAAGCUGCUGUUCGUCCACUCGGCCGAGGGCACCGAGUUCUGGAGCGCGCUGCUGGAAAAGGCCUACGCCAAGCUGAGCGGCUGUUACGAGGCUCUGUCGGGCGGCAGCACGUCCGAGGGCUUCGAGGACUUCACCGGCGGCGUGACGGAGAUGUUCGAGCUGAAGAAAGCCCCCGCCGACCUCUACAGCAUCAUCAGCAGGGCCAUCGAGAGAGGCUCCCUGCUGGGCUGCUCCAUCGACAUCACCAGCACGUCGGACAUGGAGGCCGUCACCUUCAAGAAGCUGGUGAAGGGACACGCCUACUCUGUGACCGGCGUGGACGAGGUGGUGUACAGAGGGAACAUGACCAAGCUGGUUCGCAUCAGGAACCCGUGGGGGGAGGUGGAGUGGACCGGCGCCUGGAGCGACAACUCCAGAGAGUGGGAGAAUGUGGAUCGCUCCGUCAGAGGCCGCCUACAGAACCGCAGCGAGGACGGUGAAUUCUGGAUGUCGUACAGCGACUUCCUUCGCGAGUUCACUCGCCUGGAACUCUGCAACCUGACGGCCGACGCCCUGCAGGACAACCAGCUGAAGAAGUGGAGCUCCUCGCUCUACCAGGGCGAGUGGAGGAGGGGCAGCACGGCCGGAGGCUGCAGGAACUUCCCAGCCACCUUCUGGCUGAACCCUCAGUUCAAGAUCGUGCUGCAGCACCCGGACACGCCCGGAGGCUCCGACUGCAGCUUCCUGGUGGGCCUCAUGCAGAAGGACCGCCGCAGGAAACGGCAGGAGGGCCAAGACAUGGAGACCAUCGGGUUCGCCCUCUACGAGGUUCCAAAUGAGUUCAUGGGCAGGUCGGGCAUCCACCUGAAGAGAGACUUCUUCCUCACACACGGCUCCAGCGCCCGCUCCGAGCUCUUCAUCAACCUGAGGGAGGUCAGCUCGCGGCUGAAGCUGCCGGCCGGCGAGUACAUCAUCGUGCCCUCCACCUUCGAGCCGCACAAAGAGGCCGACUUCUGCCUCCGGGUGUUCUCUGAGAAGCCCUCCGGCAUCGAGGAGCUCGACGAUGCCGUCACCGCGGAGCUCCCGACAGAGGUCGAGCUGGACGAGAGCCAGAUCGACGCCUCCUUCAAGAACCUCUUCAGACAGCUGGCAGGGCCGGACAUGGAGAUCAGCCUCACCGAGCUGCAGACCAUUUUGAACCGGAUCAUCAGCAAACAUAAAGACCUGAAGACAGACGGCUUCACGAAAGAAGCUUGCCGCAGUAUGAUAAGCCUCAUGGACACGGACGGCAGCGGAAAGUUGGGCCUCACGGAGUUCCACGUCCUCUGGGAAAAGAUCAAGCGCUACCUGACCAUCUUCAGGCAGUUCGACCUGGACAAAUCGGGCACCAUGAGCUCCUACGAGAUGAGGAUGGCUCUGGACUCGGCAGGCUUCAAGCUCACCAACCAGCUGUUCCAGCUGAUCAUCCUGCGCUACACCGAGGCCGACAUGUCCGUCGACUUCGACAACUUCGUCACCUGUCUGGUCCGGCUGGAGACCAUGUUCAAAACCUUCAACACCAUGGACACGGAUAAAGACGGUUUCAUGUCCCUCAACUUCCAUCAGUGGAUCACACUGACCAUGUUCGCCUAGAGGAGCCGAGCGGACCCCUCUGCUCCGCCCCCCCGAAGUGCCUUCUUCCUCCGCCGGUUCCUCCUCUCGCUGCUGAGGUCCUCUGAUGCUACGAGACUGUACAUUUUCGUCUACACGGUGCCUGCAUUGUAAACACGUGCCGGUUCUUUGUGGGUCGUUUUGUUUUGGACGCUCACACCUCUGACCGUUUUUUAAAGUGUUUUUAGCUGUAUACACACAUAGCAGCGAUACCCUGGGGACAGUAAUCUACUUAUUUGGUCAAUCCCAGUCGGUUGGAAAGUCAAAAAUAUUUGUAGUCAGCAAAGAAAAAAAUAAGAAUAAGAAAGCAUUCUGCCAUAUAAUUUUAUAAAAGUAGUGUGUAUCCGCCUGGUUGUAGAAGACCAAAACAUAGUGUAAUAAGGAAUUAGAUGAAUGGAUUCAGAAUCCAAAUACAUUAUUAUAAACACGUGAAACACAUUUAGGAACUGAGGGGGAAAGUUUGUUUCCGUUGCGCUUCCUGAGCCGAGGCCACGGGCCUGAAAAGGAUGCUUAGGUUUCUUCAUAUGAGAAAAGCCAAGCUAAAGUUGAGUCCAAAAAAAAAGCCGCGUAUUUAACUUCUAAAUAAAUGUUUAUGACGAGGAGAACCUCGGUGGUCGAUGGCGAGACUGGGAAAGACUCUUUCUAGAGCCAGCGUUCUGGUUUUGUCCGCUCGGGGGUUCCCGUAGCAACGUGGAGGCCCCCGGCUCUGUCAAAAAACACACACAACAGAGAAAACACACCUUAAUCAUAUAAUAUUCCAUUUACGCUUACAGAUCCCACUUAACGCUGCACACUGUACCUUUAAGAAGGUCAACUAGGACAUUUGAGGUGCUUUUAUUUUUUUUUAAAUUGUGUUUUAUAGAGAAUUAACAAUUCCUAUCCGUGAUGUUUUCCCCAUAAUGAGCACUACGGGAUGCUUCUGCAUGGCUACGUUCAUCCUGAUGACGUCACUCCAGUCCACCAAGAGUUAAUGUACUUGAGGACAAUCUGCAAAAAGAUCUCACAGCUUCCUCUCCAGCGCCGUACAUUUGCAAGAUCUGUAUUUUUCUACACUUUGUUUGCCGAGCCGCCGAUUUUUGUUUACAUCUUGUGUCAAACUUUGUUGCUCUCACCUCUCGGGGGUCAAGGGUCGACUCGUGGAGCUGCACCGGGGCCCCCGAGAUCACGCCGUAUCAUAGGGAAUGUGCCGAGUCGUAUUUCUUUAAUCCUAAUUAUCUUAUCCCUUAUGCAUGGCUCUUUUUACUGACUUAAAAAAAAAAAGUCAAGAAUAUUAAUAAUCGUCGGUUUUAGGCCUCUACUUUCGGCGAAGGGAAUCUAUUACGCGAGCCGGAUGGAUAUGAUGUGAGCAUGCGGUGUGAAAUGUGAUAGAUGUUGUCUGCCUGCCUGAUUUCUGUUCAACUCACAAGGGAGCAAAGUGUUUAUUUUGUAUUAUUCCAAAAAUAACGUGUCAUUUUUGGGGAGGGAAAAAGGAUCCACAUGUGAAGUGUUAUGAUGGUCUCGUCACACAAAGUGUUUUUGGUUCUGGCGAUUGUGUUUUUUUGGUAAAUUGAGAAAUUAAUUUCCCCAAAAAUAAAGUCAGAGCCCAAACAGUCGGACAGCGUUCAUGUCUCAAUGCGGCCGUAAAAUUACGCAAUGUUUACAAUGGUACAUUCAGGGGGCCCUGGGAUUGUCGCAUCUCUGUAAAACGCCAAUACUUUGCCAAUAAACAUGGUGGAUUUCACAAGUAUCUGAA
Molecule: messenger RNA, 4505 nt
Organism: Pseudoliparis swirei
Lineage: Eukaryota; Metazoa; Chordata; Actinopteri; Perciformes; Liparidae
Gene: capn1
Product: calpain 1
Exons: 22
Coding region: 638-2755 (705 amino acids)
Biological process (GO): proteolysis
Cellular component (GO): cytoplasm
Molecular function (GO): calcium-dependent cysteine-type endopeptidase activity; calcium ion binding
Source: RefSeq, a predicted model, not a curated record